UUCAAUUCAUCGUCUUCUUCUUCUUCACAACUCACAAGUGCUGUGAUUUUGGAUGUGGGUUUUCGAGAUUUAGUCGCCUUUCGGUUAGACGUCAUUGGCUUGCAUUAUUUAGGAUCCGUUUGUCUCUUUCUGAAUCAUCGGUCAUUCAAGAUGAAGUUUGGGAAAAUGGGUUUGAUCCCUGUCUGUUUCAUUUUCUUCUAUUGCUUAAAUUUCAAGAACGAAGUUUGAUAAAUCCUUUCUAUCUCUCAGGUCUUGUUGUAUCUUGUUAGUCUUUAUCUCUUUUCUAGUUUAUGAAUAAUAAAUCAGCUUUGUCUACUAUUUGAUUACCAACCUUAUGUUUCUGGGUUUGGUUUGAGACCCUCUUUUUCUUUCUUUUCCAUUCAUGGAAAAUCUUGCAUCUCCAUUUUUGGUUCAAACAACUGAAACAGUGAUGAACUCUUAUUUUGUGGAAUUUGGGUAGGUUUCUUUUUUUGAAAAUUUGGGUGAGAAACAUGGAUUUUUGGUUGGCUAUUGCAGCUGCUACUGCCUGUUAUAUGGCUAAACAAUUGAAAGUUCUUCAGGAUUCAAAAUGUGUGAAAGUUGAUGAAAAACUGUCUUCUGAAGUUGAACAAGAUGAUUCUGAGAAUGUUUGUAGUCAUUGCAACAACAACAUAAAACUGGCCAAUAUAAGUGAUUAUUAUGAGAAUGACAAUGUAUUCUCAAUUUCAAGUUUAUUUUGUAGCAAGAAAUUUGAGAACUCAUUGCCACCAGAGCAUUGUAGAAGAGAUUCUAAAGGCCGAAGAAGAAACUCAUUGAGCAUUCGACGAUCCAAUGCUAAAUCAACUAAAACAACGUAUAAUUCCUUAGAAAGCUGCUUAAAGGCCCAAUUGAUCAAUAAUGAAAUUAUUGGAAUGGAAGAUUAUGUCAUCUGUUCUGGAAGGAAGAUUGAAGCUAGGACUGAGGAAGAUCAGCCUGAAAAAUUGACCUUUGCCAGUGAAGAAGUUGAUGGGGAAUACUCCAAUCCACCAAUCGGUACAAUCCUUUCUCGAUCAUCCCAUAAAGCAGCUUUGUUCAUUCUUGGUAUAUCAUUGGGCAUUGUAUCUUCAUCCUUAUCGAAUAGGAGGGAGGUAGAUAAAUUGAAUAGACUGUUGAAUCAGACAGAAAACUUGGUCCAAGAUCUUCAAGAAGAACUUGAGCUGAAAGACUCAUUAACUGUAAAAGAGCUUGUAAACGAGGAUCAUGAUUCACAAGAAGCAGAUGACAGUGCAAAGGGAGUUGUAUUAUCUUGCAAAAGGAGUUUGAAUGAAUCACCUAAACAUGACCACAGUAAUGAACAACGACUUGAUGAGAAAGGCAAUGAACAUUCUGAAGCUAUAGCUAAAAUUGAAGCAGAGCUCGAAGCUGAACUGGAGUUGUUGGAACUAAACUUGUGUUCAUCAAGUUUGGAAGGAAAACUAACACAAAUAGUUGACGAGAAGGAUCAGGAUUUCAUAGCAGGUUUGGCCGAGGGUGAGAUAUUCGACAGACAACUCGAUAGACAACCUUAUGCAGAUCGAGAUGGGAGUGGUUUCUCAACAACUCAUUCAAUGCAUGAUGCAGUCAACCCACAUGAAUUGAGCUUGUGUUUACACCAAAUCAUCCAGUCCAAAUUAGAAGAGAGGAUUCGGGAGCUUGAAACAGCUCUUGAGAAAAGCGAGAAGAAGAAAGUUCAAACCGAGCAAAUAGACCAUGAUGUGAUUUCAUGGGCAAAUCCAGCUAUUGUUAUAAAUCUAUCUGAAGAGGCAUCAGACACGAAAGAGGAUAAUGAUCAAUCAUCAAGAGAACAAGAUCAAGAUAUUCUGUUAGAUCAGAAUCGAUGGACAAAUCAACAUUACUUAAUGCAAUGCUACGAUAGUAAUGAAUUGCCAACUUUUUGUAGUCAGGAGAAUGAGAAUUUUGAAGACUUGGGUAUUAUUAGUGAGGAUGAAAAUGAUGAUUAUAGUCAUGAUCAAGAAGAGUUGUUGAUAAAGAAGAUUGUGGAGAGAGCCAAGAAAGGUUCUGUGGUGGCAUUGGUGAAUGCUCAGAAACAAUUGGACAGAUUUGAUCAAUGAUAUAAGGUGACCAUGAAUUCCUCCUCUCUUUUUUUCUUUACUCAA
Molecule: messenger RNA, 2114 nt
Organism: Impatiens glandulifera
Lineage: Eukaryota; Viridiplantae; Streptophyta; Magnoliopsida; Ericales; Balsaminaceae
Exons: 3
Coding region: 492-2069 (525 amino acids)
Biological process (GO): asymmetric cell division
Source: RefSeq, a predicted model, not a curated record